AUGAUGGAAAUAAUGAACCUAAACAAGACUUCACUCUCUCACACGGUAUUCAUCCACCUCGGGUUUACGGGGGUCACAAGAUACAGGCCUCUUCUCGUGAUUCCAUUCUCCUCCAUAUAUGCAGCAAUCCUGGCUGGUAAUUCGGUGGUCAUGUCUAUAAUUGUACUGGAGAAAAGUCUACACUCGCCCAUGUACAUCCUCAUCUUCUCUCUUCUUGCUGUCAAUGUCCCUUACACCACCGCAAUGAUACCCAAGAUGAUCCUGGCUCUUCUGGGGCUCAACCAGAUUACUCUGGCUGGAUGUCUGGUGCAAAUAUUUACAGUGUAUUCAAGUAUCAUGUCCGAAAGUGCCCUAUUGAUGGUGAUGGCCGUGGACAGGUACCUAGCCAUCAGCCAGCCUUUGCAGUAUUGGCAAAUUAUCAACAAACAUCUGCUGGUCCACCUGUGGCUCAACGUGUUCAUUUGCAUAGGUUUUGCUGUGGUUCCUCUUCUCUCUCUGCUCUCCAGCCUCCAGUAUUGCAGGUCCAACAUCUAUCACUUCCACUGUGAGAACACCAUGCUCUUUGAGCUAGGAUGUGGCGAUAUUUCCAGAACCAAGAUCAUAUAA
This is a messenger RNA of Pseudophryne corroboree (corroboree frog), 606 nucleotides long. RefSeq names its product olfactory receptor 52B4-like. Gene Ontology annotation, biological process: detection of chemical stimulus involved in sensory perception of smell; G protein-coupled receptor signaling pathway. Gene Ontology annotation, molecular function: G protein-coupled receptor activity; odorant binding; olfactory receptor activity. Lineage: Eukaryota; Metazoa; Chordata; Amphibia; Anura; Myobatrachidae. Gene Ontology annotation, cellular component: membrane. Bases 1 to 606 code for a protein of 201 amino acids. The transcript has a single exon. The record is from RefSeq and is a predicted model, not a curated record.